AUGACGGAAGGCACUGGACCGGCAGCAACCCUCUGGGCAGAAGUGGGAGUGGAUUCUAGUAGAGGCAGAUCCAUAGUUACUGGAACUCAUGGAGGAUUUAUGGACCGUGACCUCUACAAGCAGGCAUCCCGAGGAGAUGUUAAUGGCUUCACUCAAGUUUUAGACAAAAUCUCUAGGGAAACCAACCUUCAUCGCUCAGAAAUUCUCGAGCAGGUUAGUCCCCAGCGCAACACAUGCCUUCACAUAGCUGCAAACUUUGGACACCGUGAUCUAGCCCGGUUCAUCGUGAAGGAGUGUCGGCACCUUAUCGCAGAGAAGAACUCCAAAGGCGACACUGCUCUUCAUAUUGCUGCUAGAAAAAAUGAUUCAACUUUGGUUAAGAUUGUGCUGGAUUCAUGCCAUUCUGGAGGCGGCGAAUCCUGGGAUAUAGAGAAGGCUGAGCCUUUGUUGCUGAGAAUUGUUAACGAAGAGAAAAAUACAGCGUUGCAUGAGGCGCUGAUAAACCAUUUCGAGGAGAUAGCCAUUGUCUUUAUUAAGGCUGAUCCCCAAGUGGCUUAUUAUCCGAAUAAAGAAAGGAAGUCUCCCUUGUAUCUGGCUGCAGAAGCAGGGUGUAUGGAUGUGGUUAAGGUUAUAGAAAAAUAUGCAGUUGAGGAAGACAUGAAAUAUUACAGAGAUCUCAAAGGCAAGCCGGCUGUGCAUGGUGCCGUUGCCGGAAGGAGCUUAGAGAUGUUAAAGAAAAUAUUAACCAUGGAGCACGUCCCCCACCAAACAGAUGAGGAUGGGAAGACUCCAAUUCAUUGUGCAGCGUCCCUCGGCUUCCUUGAAGGUGUGUGUUACCUAUUACAGCAACCAACCUCCUCCGAUAUAUACCAAAGGGACUCCAGUGGCUUCUGUCCCAUUCAUAUUGCAUGCAUGAGAGGUCAUGUGGCCAUUGUUAAGGAGUUGCUCAUUUUUUCGUCUGAUUCAAGAGAGUUGCUAAGCAACCACGGCUGGAAUAUUCUCCAUGUCGCAGCCAGGUAUGGUGGAGACAAUGUAGUCAGUUUUCUGCUCAAAGAAAAGGAGACUGAGAAGCUUAUAAAUGAGAAGGACAAUGAAGGGAACACCCCACUACAUUUGGCCGCCAUGCAUGGGCAUCCUAAGGUGGUAAACAAUUUAACAUGGGAUAACAGAGUUCACCUUAAUCUUCCUGACAGCCAAGGCAUGACAGCUUUAGACCUUGCUACGAAGCAUCUUUUGGAAUCUACUUCUUCAUUUUAUAAGACGCUAACUUGGUUUGCAUUGAAAUCUGCGGGUGCAGAAAAGGGUGAGAUUUCAAUACAGGUUGUACACGACCGAAAGAACAAGUCCCGUAGUUUAGAACGCUCCAAAGACUGGGUGAACACUCUUUUACUGGUGGCGACGCUUGUUGCCACCGUGACAUUUGCUGCCGGUUUUACAAUGCCCGGCGGCUACAACAACUCUGAUCCCAGCCAAGGUAUGGCAGUCAUGCUGAUGGUAAAACAGUUCCCGGCCUUCGUGAUAAGCAAUAAUAUAGCCAUGUACAGCUCCCUCAUUGUGGUCCUCAUCCUCAUCUGGACACAAGUCGGAGAUUUCGGUCUGGUUCUCACAGCCCUGAAAUUGGCCACCCCACUGUUGGGACUUGCGCUUGCUGCAAUGUCGUUGGCCUUCAUAACAGGUGUUUACCUGGUGGUGAGUGAUCUUCAUUGGCUAGCCAAUCUUGUUUGCAUUAUGGGGGGUAUCUGCCUUGUCCCCAUCAUAGCGCUCUAUGUUUCAUUCUUACUCCUGGGUUCCUAUCGCAAUCGUAUCAUCCGUUACAUCUGUUACUACCCAUUUUGUCUAAUGAUAUUUCUAGCUGGAACCGUAGAACCAGUGCUUCACUCUCGUUGA
Messenger RNA from Vitis riparia (riverbank grape), 1887 nucleotides. RefSeq names its product protein ACCELERATED CELL DEATH 6-like. The transcript has 3 exons. Bases 1 to 1887 code for a protein of 628 amino acids. Gene Ontology annotation, cellular component: plasma membrane. The record is from RefSeq and is a predicted model, not a curated record. Gene Ontology annotation, molecular function: protein phosphatase 1 binding; protein phosphatase regulator activity. Lineage: Eukaryota; Viridiplantae; Streptophyta; Magnoliopsida; Vitales; Vitaceae.